AUGCGCAUGCUCUUCCUCUUGCUCGCCGCGCGCUCGGGAGCCGGAGUGGCGGGGUCGGAGCUGCUGCAACGGCGCGAGUGGCCGCGAGGGGUCGUGCUGGGGCUCUCUAGAGGGCGAGAUCACUACGCGGUGCUCGCGGCGGCGCACGGGGCAGCUUCAGCUGAAACAGAGCCUCAGCAGCGCCUUCAGGCAGUGCAGCACAACGCCAGUGGCCUCUCUGGAGCUAUGCGGCGGCUGGCGGGCCUGUGCGAUGGCGCCGAUCCGUGGGCUCGGGACGCGCAGUCGGCUCGUGUGCCGGUUGCCGAGUCAGCCUGGCUGGCGAGAAGCGCCAAGCCCAAGGCCUUCCCUGCAUUCUGGGCGCUGCCCAGAAGUGCGCAGUACCUUUGCUGCGCCGACGGGCGGCCUCGAUGCGGAUUGCCGCGAGUGGCGUGGGAGCCUCCAGUGGGGCGGUCGUUGGUCAACACCGCGGCGCGUGCGCGCCGCGGGUGCUGCACAACAAGCGGAGAGCAUGGGCGGGCGCUCGAUCGCGUUCCGGCGCCCAACUUUGACUAUCGAUUACCGCCGGAACCGGGGGCCGUCUUCCUCAACCAACCAAACUUCAUUACCGACUGCCGCGCUGAACCGACGGCACCCCCGCCGCCGACGGGGCCGCCACCGUAUGGACCCGCUCGGAAUAACCUGGGGGAUCCGGGACCGCCCCGCCGGAGGCUGACCCAUGAGACCAUCCUCACCGCGCUAUCGGGCGCCUCCACCGCCGCCCUCAGCCACGCCGCUACGACCGUCGGAGGCGUCAACUCCGCCGUCACAUGGUAUCAGCUCUGA
This is a messenger RNA of Emiliania huxleyi CCMP1516, 822 nucleotides long. RefSeq lists its product as hypothetical. The transcript is spliced from 4 exons. Lineage: Eukaryota; Haptophyta; Isochrysidales; Noelaerhabdaceae. The record is from RefSeq and is a predicted model, not a curated record. Bases 1 to 822 code for a protein of 273 amino acids.